AUGCGGGUCUCGCUCGUUGGCUGGGUUCAUACAGCCGGAUUCGCUGCUCCACGGCGGAGCUGCAACCCCGAGAGGACGCUGCAACCCGGUCUGAACAGGAGUUUGCCACCUGCCACCAAGCAGUUCCUGGAGGAGAUCAACAAGUGGACAGGCCAGUACAAUGUGUCCCCGCUCUCCUGGAACGUGGCCGUCAAGUUCCUCAUGGCCCGCAAGUUUGACGUCCUGCGGGCCAUCGAGCUCUUUCACUCCUACCGGGAGACGCGGCUGAAGGAGGGCAUCGUGAAGCUGAAGCCGCACGAGGAGCCGCUGCGCUCGGAGCUGCUCAGCGGCAAGUUCACCAUUCUGAGCGUGCGGGAUCCCUCGGGAGCCUCCAUCGCCCUCUUCACGGCCAAGCUGCAUCACCCCAGCAAGAGCGUACAGCACGUGGUGCUCCAGGCGCUCUUCUACCUGCUGGACCGAGCGGUGGAGAGCUUUGAAACCCAGAGGAACGGGUUGGUGUUCAUCUACGACAUGGCGGGUUCGCAGUACACCAACUUCGAGCUGGACCUCAGCAAGAAGAUCCUCAACCUGCUGAAGGGUGCCUUCCCGGCUCGGCUCAAGAAGGUUUUCAUCGUGGGAGCGCCCAUGUGGUUCCGCGUGCCCUACUCCAUCAUCAGCCUGCUGCUGAAGGAGAAGCUGCGGGAGCGGGUGCAGAUGGUGAAGAUGUCGGAGCUGAAGGAGCACCUGCCCCGGGAAUGCCUCCCCGAGUACCUCGGGGGGUCCCUCAAGCUGGACCCUCUGAGCUGGAACUGCCGGUUCCUUCCCCAGCAGAACGGGCACCCCGACCCCCUGGAUGAGCUCAUCCUGGUGCCGCUGGUGGCCCCCAAAGAUAACGGCUCUGUCCACGUCCCCGGGCCCAAGUCCGUCACCCUCCAGGAGCUGCUGGAUCACGUCGGCCGUAAGCAGAAGCGGGGCAUCUACGAAGAGUACGAAGAUAUUCGGCGCAGGAGCCCGGCCGGCACCUUCGUCUGCUCUUUGGCACCCUACAACCAGGAGAAGAACCGGUACGGGGACGUGCCCUGCCUGGACCAAACCCGCGUCAAGCUGGCGAAGCCGUACAGCCGCCCGGAGCUGACCGACUACAUCAACGCGAGCUUCAUGGACGGCUACAAGCAGAGGAACGCUUACAUUGGGACUCAGGGGCCUCUGGAAAACACCUACGGUGACUUUUGGCGCAUGGUGUGGGAGCAAAAUGUCCUGGUGAUCGUGAUGACAACCCGGCUGGAGGAGGGAGGCAGGAGAAAGUGCGGCCAGUACUGGCCCCUGGAGAAGGAUUUCCAGGUGUGCUUCGGGGCCCUGACCGUCACCAACCUGGGCGUGGAGAACCUCAACCAUUACAAGAAAACCAUCCUGGAGAUCCACAGCUCGGAGACCAGGGAGCGGCGGCUGGUGUCCCACUUCCAGUACUUGAGCUGGCCGGAUUACGGCGUCCCCUCCUCCGCAGCCACUCUCAUCGACUUUUUGGGGGCCGUGAAGCAGCAGCAGAGGGUGGCGGUCAGCUCCCUGGGACCUCGCUUCAAGGGUCACCCUGGGGGACCCCCGAUUGUGGUGCACUGCAGCGCCGGCAUCGGCAGGACAGGUACUUUCUGUGCGCUGGACAUCUGCCUGUCCCAGCUGCAGGACGUGGGCACACUGAACAUCUACCAGACGGUGCUGCGCAUGAGAACCCAGCGCGCCUUCAGCAUCCAGACCCCCGAGCAGUAUUACUUCUGUUACACCGCCGUCCUCGAGCACGCCCAGCGCGAGGGCCUGCUGCUCACCAACCACAGCCGGGCCGGCCAGGAGAAGAGCUCGCCGGGACACUGA
Molecule: messenger RNA, 1845 nt
Organism: Charadrius vociferus (killdeer)
Lineage: Eukaryota; Metazoa; Chordata; Aves; Charadriiformes; Charadriidae
Gene: PTPN9
Product: protein tyrosine phosphatase, non-receptor type 9
Exons: 13
Coding region: 1-1845 (614 amino acids)
Biological process (GO): protein dephosphorylation
Molecular function (GO): protein tyrosine phosphatase activity
Source: RefSeq, a predicted model, not a curated record